CAGUUUCAAUUUUAAAAUUUCCCGCUCUCCUGCCCGCGCGUUCUUUUUCAUUUGGGCAUUUCCAUUUUCCAGUCACGAAGAAAAGGAAGACGACGGAGUCCGGCUUUCAAGGGAAGCUUGAAAAUGGCUCAAGCUGCAAGACUCAACCUGCGAAUGCAAAGGGAGCUAAAGCUCCUUCUCACCGACCCACCUCCCGGCGUCACGCUUCCGCUGCUCUCCGGUGACGCCGAUUUCUCUUCCUUGUCCAGCAUCGAUGCCCAGAUCGAAGGCCCCGAAGGAACCGUUUAUGCUGGAGGUGUUUUUAAGAUCAAGAUUCAAAUACCCGAAAGGUAUCCGUUUCAACCUCCCAAUGUGACUUUUGCGACGCCUAUAUAUCAUCCUAAUAUUGACAAUGGAGGUCGGAUUUGCCUGGAUAUUCUUAAUCUUCCACCGAAGGGUGCCUGGCAACCAUCUCUGAACAUUUCAACCGUGCUAACUAGCAUUGGGUUGUUAUUGAGUGAGCCCAACCCUGACGAUGGCCUAAUGUGUGAAGCAAGCAAAGAGUACAAAUAUAAUAGGCAAGCUUUUGAUCAAAAGGCAAGGUCUAUGACCAAGAUAUAUGCGAAGGUUGAAACUAGUGGAAAUGGUGGUGGUGGAAAUAUUCUAGCAAAUUCAAACACAAGCAUGGUAGAAGUUGGAGAACCAGAUACAAGGUCUAAAAGCGUGGGCUUAUGCCCCAAGAAGCUAUAUGGGAUUAGCCGGAAAUUGUCACUGGAAUCUUCAGGUCCAGUGCAGAGUAAGGAUGCUCAUAACCAGGGAAAUGCCAUGGCAACUGACCGAUUAUCAGUCUCACAAUCACAAAAUCUUUCAACAGUUUCAUCCAACUCUUUGUCAAUGCCCGAAGCCCAAGAUGUUGACCGGGAACAACCUCAGCAGUAUCAUGAUGUCACAACAGUGGAUGCCAACAUGAACUCAAGUAGUAGGAAGUCAUUUGGAAUCACCAGGAAGUUGUCACUGGAACAUGGGGCUCAAUCUCGAAUGAGGUAUGCUGAUAACAAUGCGAAUAUUUUGGUCUCUCAGCCGUUGUCACCUGUGCACUCUGAGAAUCAUUUAUCAAUGCCACAAGCUGGAAAGAAUGAUGAAAACCAACCUCAUGAAGAUCACAGUGGGCAAAUGGUGAAGACAUGCACUAGCAUGAGCAAUAAGAUGCUCAGAGGGAUUCGCCGUAAGCUAUCACUGGAGUCUUUGGGCCCACUCCAAAGGAGGGAUGACAACGUCAAGGAAAACAUGGUGCUGACUCAUAGGCCAUCACUUGUGCACUCCAAAUGUCUUUCAACAGUUUCAUCCAAGUCCCUGCUGACGCCUCCUCAAUCUGGUAAGCUUGAUGAACAACAGCCCCAUGAAGGUCAUAAUGUGGACAAACAAAACUGUAGUAUGAAUGCGAGCCAUAAGUUCUAUGUAAUGGGUACAAGGCCAUCUGAGUCCUUAGGAUUGCUGAGGAAGAAGGAUGUUGAUGACAAGGAGAAUGUGGUGGUUGACAAAUCUUCACUUUCACAUUCUCAGUACCUAUCUGAAGAUUCAUCUAAGUCUGUGCCACAAGCAGUUAUUUGUGGUGUACACCUACCUCCUCAAUAUGACAACAGAAAUUUUGGAAGUGAUAGCUUCAAGCAGCAAGAGAAAGAAACUUCACCUACUGCGGAAGAAGUGAUUGUUUUGGAUAGUGAAGAUAGUGAGGAAGAGGGAACGAAACCAAAGAGGUCUAGAUUGUCACUUGCACGGAAGCGUUUGGCUGGAAAAUGGAAAGUCAAAGACAAAAGUUGAAUGUCUUCAACUUUUCUCUUCUCCUUUUUCUGGUUUGUUUAAAUGCAAUAUAAGUAGCUGAAGUUGUAAUCGAGCUCUUCCUUUUGGGUGGACUUUGUAUUUGGCCAUGGAUGGAUGAUCUAAUGUCCACUUUGAAUCCAACAAGCUAUACUUACCUAACUUUAAUCAGAAAGACAAAAACACAAUAUAGUAAGACUUUCUUGAACA
Molecule: messenger RNA, 2007 nt
Organism: Nelumbo nucifera (sacred lotus)
Lineage: Eukaryota; Viridiplantae; Streptophyta; Magnoliopsida; Proteales; Nelumbonaceae
Source: RefSeq, a predicted model, not a curated record